CCCAACGGAAAGAAUAUGAAUUAAUGAUACUGAUCUCUCCACGCCUCUGUUUCUUGCUUUUCUGCGAGGAUAAGAUAAUUAAGAAGAAGAAGAACCAAAACGAAAGAUUGAGACAAAUUAAGCAUCAAAUUCGAUAGAAUCCAUGGCGAUGGGAAGUGUGUUUAACCAAGAAACCAGAACUGGAGCAUUUUUCAUGGCCACACUGCUCAUUUGGGUUUUCUCAGUUUUGUGGGAAAUACUAAUUAACAAGCGCAAGGAACUGUUCUCAAUCGUUCUGGGUUUCAUUUUCUACCAAUCGGCCAAUUGGGUCAUCCCCAAAUUGCUGCGAAAUCGCGAUCCCCUCUUUGUCAACACCUGUGUAUCUCUUCUCCAUUCAUCCACUACAUCUGCUUCAGUGCUCUUCAUUUUGGUCAAUCAGUCGAUGCUUUCAAAUGGGGUAAAUGUAAAUCAGAUGUUUGAACAUUCACAGCUUGUUGAACAUACAUGGCCAUGGGCAAUUACAGCUUUGUGCUUUUCGUGUGGGUAUUUUGCUUAUGAUCAAUUGGAUAUGCUCCUAAAUCGAUUGUACAGCGGAUGGAUUCCUUCGAUUCUAUUACAUCAUUUCUUACUCCUUAUCUGCUUCACACUUGCCUUGUAUCGAAAUGUCGCAAUCAAUUACCUCAUUCUUACUCUCAUUUGUGAGCUGCAUUCUGUGUUUCUGCAUCUGCGUAAAGUACGGAGAAUGGCGGGUUUUCGUGAUUGCAAUGGCAGCAUUUUUGUAAAAGUGGAAUGGGUUCUUAACUGGGCGACUUUUGUUCUAGCAAGAGUUGUGUCUCAUAUUCUCAUUACUGUUAAGCUGAUAAGAGAUGCUUCAAAGUUUGAUAAAGGUGGUGUGGAGCUCCCUCUUGCCCUUUUCGGUAUGGCUGGGAUGAAUUUGCUUAAUACUUUCUUAGGAAUCGAUCUCUUUAAAGCUUACAGGAGAGAGAUGAAUCCUCAGAGGAGUCGUCAAAAUCAUCAUGAUUGAUAAUUCCAAUUGAUAGGACAUCAAAUUGAUCAAGAAACCUCUAUUGUAGAGUGUAUUUUAGGAGUUGUGUUGGGAGCUUUGAACUCAAGUAUUAUGUCUUUCUUUUACGCGUUUUAGGAUAGUGAAAGAUAAAGACUUUGUGAGAUAGGGUAUCGCGAACCUCUCCUAUUGAAUUGUGAAUCUCAUAUUUGAAUGUUAA
Solanum stenotomum is the source of this 1202-nucleotide messenger RNA. RefSeq lists its product as uncharacterized. Gene Ontology annotation, cellular component: plasma membrane. The transcript has a single exon. The coding region runs from base 143 to 1003 and encodes 286 amino acids. Gene Ontology annotation, biological process: phospholipid homeostasis; membrane assembly; plasma membrane organization. The record is from RefSeq and is a predicted model, not a curated record. NCBI's taxonomy places the organism in Eukaryota, Viridiplantae, Streptophyta, Magnoliopsida, Solanales, Solanaceae.